AGAAAGUGAUAAAUCUCACUGGCUCUUUUUCCUGGCUCAUUUGAAGUCAACGAAAUGAGCAGAACAGACCCAGCUACUAUCGCAAUUGGUGUUUAUGGGAGAACUACCCCUUAAGCAGAGCCUGGAACGGUGACCAACGUAAAUGGACAACGGUAAACAGCGUCUUCAUUUACCUGGAACGUAAUAAAGCCCUUUUUUUUGAACAUAGUCGUUGACAUUCAGAGAGCUGACAUUCUGAGCCUCAGGUUGUUAGAGUAACUUAUCUCUGUCAGACUUUUAUACACCCUCUUUGAUACAAUCUUACCCAAAUGCAUGAUGGGGGUCUGCCACAACUUCUGGACCCAGCGCCCCCCACCUGAUGCCCAUGAUGCCCAGCCCCUCAUCGCUAAACAAUGCAGUACUGAUGAUAGCCAGAAGGGGGCAGACAGAACACAGCUCAAAAAGAGACGCUGGUGUCGCAACAGCUGCCUUGGCCUGUUUCUGUUCCUGGUCGUGAUGAUGACUGUGGUCAUCCUGGAAGUUGACCUCAAAGAACAGAUCUCACCUUCAACAACCAAGCCAGCAGCAAACAUGUCCCGAGGACCGUACCAUGUACAAUACCCACAUGAGUACUCCUUCAUCCUGGAUGAGCCAGAGAAAUGCCGGGAGCAGAACCCCUUCCUGGUUCUGAUGGUGCCAGUGGCGCCCUAUAACAGGGAGGCCCGUGAGGCCGUCCGCAGGACUUGGGGCAGUGAGAGGCAGGUACUGGGCAAAGAGGUUUGUCUGUUCUUCCUGCUGGGACUGCUCAGUGGAGAGGAGACAGAGCAGCUCCAGGAGAAGGUGCUGCAGGAGAGCAAAGAGCACCAGGAUCUGCUGCAGAGCGACUUCAUAGACAGCUACAAAAACCUGACCAUCAAGACCAUGGUGAUGAUGGAGUGGCUGAGCUCUCGCUGCCCCAACGCCUCCUACGCCAUGAAGAUCGACUCAGACAUGUUCCUCAACGUGAACACCUUGGUCAACAUGCUGCUUCACGCUCCAACGCAAAACUACCAGACUGGACUAGUGGCCCAAUUGGCCGCCGUUCUAAGAGACCAUAACUCCAAAUGGUACCUUCCAAAGGAGGUGUUUCCUGAACCAGUAUACCCACCUUAUGCUCUGGGCCUGGGCUAUGUCUUCACCUUAGACCUCCCCAGGAAGCUGGUGGAGGCGUCCAGGCAUGUUAAAGCCGUCUACAUAGAGGAUGUGUAUCUGGGACUGUGUAUGAGACACCUGGGCAUCCGGCCUACUGACCCCCCCAGUGGAAACCUUUUUCAGGGGUAUGCAGGAGCCCAGGACCGCUGUCACUACAUGGCUGUUAUCACGACCAUCCUCGACACUCCUCAGGAGCUUCUGGACAUAUGGAGAAACUUGCACCAACCUGGGCCUGUCUGUUAUUGAAAACAACACUCUGGGAAAGACAAAUAGCCUUGAGGUUAGAGCGUUGGGCCAAUAACCCAAAAGGGUGAUGGUUCCAAUCCCAGAGCUGACAAAAUGGCAAAUCUGUCACUGUGCCUUUGAGCAAGCACUUAACCCCAGUGCUCCAUGGGAGCUGGACAAUGGUGUCCCUCACCGGGACCUCGCUCCCUGUGGUUGUCUUGUUUGAGCUGUGACUUUCUCUUGGAUGCUUUUCUCUGGGUGUGGUAGAGAGGGAUUGCCUUAUCUCUGUGUUUCUGUGGGUGUGGUAGAGAAGGGUCACCUUAUCCCUGUGUUUCUGUGGGUGUGGUAGAGAAGGGUCACCUUAUCUCUGUGUUUCUGUGGGUGUGGUAGAGAAGGGUCACCUUAUCUCUGUGUUUCUGUGGGUGUGGUAGAGAAGGGUCACCUUAUCCCUGUGUUUCUGUGGGUGUGGUAGAGAAGGGUCACCUUAUCCCUGUGUUUGUGGGGGUGUGGUAGAGAAGGGUCACCUUAUCUCUGUGUUUAUGGGGGUGUGGUAGAGAAGGGUCACCUUAUCCCUGUGUUUCUGGGGGUGUGGUAGAGAAGGGUCACCUUAUCCCUGUGUUUCUGGGGGUGUGGUAGAGAAGGGUCACCUUAUCUCUGUGUUUCUGUGGGUGUGGUAGAGAAGGGUCACCUUAUCUCUGUGUUUCUGUGGGUGUGGUAGAGAAGGGUCACCUUAUCCCUGUGUUUCUGGGGGUGUGGUAGAGAAGGGUCACCUUAUCUCUGUGUUUCUGUGGGUGUGGUAGAGAAGGGUCACAUUAUCUCUGUGUUUCUGUGGGUGUGGUAGAGAAGGGUCACCUUAUCUCUGUGUUUCUGCAGUGGUGGAAAAGGUACUUAAUCAUCAUACUGUAGUAGAUGGCACUAUUCUCUAGUUUUUCUCACUAUUCUCUAGUUUUUCUCACUAUUCUCUAGUUUUUUUAAAUAUUUUUUUUCAGAUAGCCAGGGGCACACUCCAACACUGAGACAUAAUUUACAAACAAAGCAUUUGUGUUUAGUGAGUCCUCCAGAUCAGAGUCAGUAGGGAUGACCAGGGAUGUUCUCUUUUUAGUGAGUCCGCUAGAUCAGAGGCAGUAGGGAUGACCAGGGAAGUUCUCUGUUUAGUGAGUCCUCCAGAUCAGAGUCAGUAGGGAUGACCAGGGAUGUUCUCUUUUUAGUGAGUCCGCUAGAUCAGAGGCAGUAGGGAUGACCAGGGAAGUUCUCUGUUUAGUGAGUCCUCCAGAUCAAAUGCAAUUCCACAGUGUGACAUCACAGCAGCAAGACGAGUGACUUUUAAACACAAGAAAAGGGCAAACCAGUGAAGAACAAACACCAUUGUAAAUACGACCCAUAUUUAUGCUUAUUUAUUUUCCCUUUUGUACUUGAACUAUUUCCACAUCAUUACAACACUGUAUAUAGACAUAAUAUGAGCUGACAAUAUGGAAAAUCUGUCGCUGUGCCCUUGAGCAAGGCACUUAACCCCAGUGCUCCAUGGGUGCUGGACAACGGUGUCCCUAUCCGUGACCCCGCCCCCUUUGGGUGUCCUGGGGGCAGUUGGGAUAUGAAGAAACACAUUACCAUUACACACCUGUGAGUAACAGGACAAAUAUAUCCCCCCCCCCCAUUCUAUUUCAACUCCUGUGUUUUAUCUUACUGACGUUCAGUGUCCAGAAACCAAGACAACAGUCACAGCUCAAACAACACACCAGUCACAGCUCAAACAACACACCAGUCACAGCUCAAACAACACAACAGUCACAGCUCAAACAACACACCAGUCACAGCUCAAACAACACACCAGUCACAGCUCAAACAACACACCAGUCACAGCUCAAACAACACAACAGUCACAGCUCAAACAACACAACAGUCACAGCUCAAACAACACACCAGUCACAGCUCAAACAACACACCAGUCACAGCUCAAACAACACACCAGUCACAGCUCAAACAACACAACAGUCACAGCUCAAACAACACAACAGCACAAACUACACAACCAAAUCAAAUUUUAUUUGUCACAUACACAUGGUUAGCAGAUGUUAAUGCGAGUGUAGCGAAAUGCUUGUGCUCCUAGUUCCGACAAUGCAGUAAUAACCAACAAGUAAUCUAACUAACAAUUCCCCAACUACUACCUUAUACACACACACAAGUGUAAAGGGAUGAAGAAUAUGUACAUAAAGAUGAAUGCAGUCUCAGAGGUUUGAAGUGACUAAACGCCGCAGACAGGAAGGGGUGUAGACAGAGACAGUGUGACAGUUCAAUCGUUACUUCCCCUAUCAUUUACUGUAAAAGGAAGUCAGCGUUUGGGAGACUGAGACGCACGAUGCUGAGGAGGAAUUCCGAAUGGCAUCUUGUCCUCUAUAUAUAGUCUCUGGUCAACAAAAUAGUGUUCUAUAUAGGGGAUAAAUUACAUCUUGUCCUCUAUAUAUAGUCUCUGGUCAACAAAAUAGUGUUCUAUAUAGUGGAUAAAUUACAUCUUGUCCUCUAUAUAUAGUCUCUGGUCAACAAAAUAGUGUUCUAUAUAGGGGAUAAAUUACACCUUGUCCUCUAUAUAUAGUCUCAGGUCAACAAAAUAGUGUUCUAUAUAUGGGAUAAAAAGUAGUGUAUUAUAUAGGGAAUAGGGUGCCACUGAGACAAUAGUGCACAAGGAUGAGAACGAUAAACGACACUGAUCAUUUGGUUCACAGUAGUUUACCGACAGAUCAGGAUCACUCUGGUUUGAGAGAACUUCAGGAUUUAAUUUAUUUACCAGGCAAGUCAGUUCAGAACAAAUUCUUAUUUUCAACGGCAGCCUAGGAACAGUGGGUAAACUUCCUUGUUCAGGGGAACAAUGGGUUAACUGCCUUGUUCAGGGGAACAGUGGGUGAACUGCCUUGUACAGGGGAACAGUGGGUGAACUGCCUUGUUCAGGGGAACAGUGGGUUAACUGCCUUGUUCAGGGGAACAGUGGGUUAACUGCCUUGUUCAGGGGGCAAAACGACAGAUUUUAACCUUGUCAGCUCAGGGAUUCGAUCUUGCAACCUUUCGGUUACUAGUCCAAUGCUAUAACCACUAGGCUACCUGCCGCCCCAGAAUGGUGUAUGUACUCUGAAAUAAAGUUAUUUUUUUAUACAACUGGACAUGAAUAAUUGUAGAUGUAAGGCCUACAUCAAAUAUGAUUCUAUGUUGCCUAUUUGUUUACCACUGUCAACAAUGGAAAGCAAUUUUCGUUGAAUAUAUUGACUUGGUUUUCAUCCUGUAUUUGAAUAUAUACGUGGUUUGUUGUCCACAUCCAUGUGCUCUUUAUUAAAAUGUUGGCUAGA
This is a messenger RNA of Oncorhynchus masou masou (cherry salmon), 4730 nucleotides long. RefSeq names its product beta-1,3-galactosyltransferase 1-like. Gene Ontology annotation, molecular function: N-acetyl-beta-D-glucosaminide beta-(1,3)-galactosyltransferase activity. The transcript has 2 exons. The record is from RefSeq and is a predicted model, not a curated record. NCBI's taxonomy places the organism in Eukaryota, Metazoa, Chordata, Actinopteri, Salmoniformes, Salmonidae. Gene Ontology annotation, cellular component: Golgi membrane. Bases 313 to 1416 code for a protein of 367 amino acids.